Molecule: messenger RNA, 771 nt
Organism: Drosophila takahashii
Lineage: Eukaryota; Metazoa; Arthropoda; Insecta; Diptera; Drosophilidae
Gene: Trs23
Product: trafficking protein particle complex subunit 4-like protein Trs23
Biological process (GO): endoplasmic reticulum to Golgi vesicle-mediated transport
Cellular component (GO): TRAPP complex
Source: RefSeq, a predicted model, not a curated record
CAGCUGGCUGGCACUACCAUCGCUAAUUCGCACCCAAAGAAAAGAAAACAUUCCGAAAUCACACAAAAUUAGCCAUAGCUAGCAAUGAUUAUAUAUGGGGUCUAUAUAGUUAGUAAAUCGGGUGGCCUUAUAUUCAACCUGGACAACAAUGUGCCGCGCAUCGAGCACGAGAAGACCUUCACAUACCCACUGGACUUGGUGCUGGACUACGAUUCCAAGAAGGUAUCGGUGUCGUUCAACAGGAAGGAUGGAAUUAAUGUUGGCCAUGUCCUGGUGGCGGUCAAUGGAAUGCCCGUCAAUGGAGUCACCCUGGACGAUGGACGCGAUGUGAGGACGACGCUGGAGGCACCGGAGAACUAUCCCAUCAACUUAAAGUUCAGCCGGCCUAAGAUGACCACCAACGAGAAGAUCUUCCUAGCCAGCAUGUUCUAUCCACUGUUCGCCAUUGCCAGCCAACUGAGUCCGGAGCCCAAGAGUUCCGGGAUAGAACUCCUGGAGGCGGACACCUUCACGCUGCACUGCUUCCAAACGCUGACCGGGAUCAAGUUCAUCGUCAUCUCGGAAACGGGUCUCAAUGGCAUAGAUCUGCUGCUGCGGAAGGUUUACGAGCUGUACUCGGACUAUGUCCUUAAAAAUCCAUUCUACUCCCUGGAAAUGCCCAUUCGUUGCGAACUCUUCGACAACAAGCUUCAGGAACUCCUCGCCCAGGUCGAAAAAACGGGCAUUAGCAAUAUUGAUAAAUAAACGUUAAGUGUUCUUUGUACUCUGUUA